GCGGGUGCCAUAGCUGGUCUGCGCUUUGGGGUGCGUGUCUAACUUCCUUUGUGCCCACAGAGUGUGACCCCCAACGCUGAACAAUGGGGCGGCCCCGCAAAGACACCGCCAGCACGUCGUCCCCUCGGCAAGCUGCAGCUGUCCCCAAAGCGACCCCGGCUGCACCUCGUUCCUCCGCCUCGUCCCAGGCCAAGGCGACGCCAGCAGCCACCCGACCGAAGAGCGCUCCAGCCGCCAGGAGCGAAGGCAGUGGCCGGAGGCAGCCAGAGAAACCAGCCAGCGCCACCGCCACCGCCACGAGCAGAACCAGGCAAAGCUCGUCCCAGCCAAGUGUCGCGGCAGCGCACGGCAGCGACGCGGGAGAUGCCCAGAGGAGCUGCAAGGCAUCAGCGAGGAGCCCUGCAGCGACAGGGAAGCCUCCCUCCACCAAAGGAAAAGCACCUGCCAGCACCGAGCCCUCCUACCCGGGAAGGAGCCAGUCCAGCCGCUCUCAGGCCGUCUCCAAAACCCAGGAUGAAGCCAGCAAGUUUCCCCGCCAGCUCAUGGGAAAAGAUAUACAGAAGGUGGAGGAGGAAACCCGGGGCCAGCGGGACAACCCCAAGUGGUACGAGUGGCGGGAGAACCGCAUCACGGCCUCGGUGGCGCACAAGAUUGCCAACAGCAAGUUUGUCAACAACAAGACCUCGGAGGUGCCCCAGUCUUACCUGAAAGCUGUGGUGAGCUCGGGCUCCGGCGUGCAGACACCAGCCAUGUCGUGGGGCGUCCAGAAUGAGAAAGUGGCGGUGCAGGCUUACGAGGAGCUCAAGUCUAAGUCGGGCAAGCCGGUGAAGGUGGACGACUGCGGCCUCUUCAUCCAUCCUGGGAAGGAGUGGAUCGCGGCCAGCCCCGACGGAGUCAUCAAGGAAGCAGGUACAGGGAAGGUGCUGGGGCUGCUGGAAGUCAAGUGUCCCUACAAGCACAGAAACAAGAUGGUCAGCGAGGCCUGCAAGGACAAAGACUUCUGCCUGGAGAAGGAAGGGGACUCCUAUGCCCUGAAGAAGAACCAUGCCUACUUCACUCAGGUGCAGUGCCAGCUGGCAGCCACGGGCCUCGAGAAGGCCGACUUCGUUGUUCACACCAACAAGGAGACGGCCAUCACCACCGUGGACUUCGACGAGGCGUACUGGGACAAGACGGUCCCCAAGCUGGAGAAGUUCUACACGGAGGCAGUGAUUCCUUACCUGGAGGAGAAGGGAAGCCCCUCGGUCUGGGCUAAGAAUGCACUUUCACUAGAUGCCGCGAUCCAUCACCCUACCUGGCUGCUGGCAAACCCCACCCCCCCCAAAAACCGGCCAGUUCCCAAACCACCAUCUGUUUCUAAAAGCACUUGGUACCGGGACUUCAGACUCGAUCUCGGACAAAAACGGCGUUACCUUAUAAUCAAGCUGGGCAUGGGGUUUAUCAGAACUAAACUGGCAUUCUAG
Messenger RNA from Alligator sinensis (Chinese alligator), 1463 nucleotides. RefSeq lists its product as uncharacterized. The record is from RefSeq and is a predicted model, not a curated record. The transcript has 2 exons. The coding region runs from base 84 to 1463 and encodes 459 amino acids. NCBI's taxonomy places the organism in Eukaryota, Metazoa, Chordata, Crocodylia, Alligatoridae.